AUGUACGCCCAAAAUGAGGACAAAUUUGACAUGGGCUCUGAGAGCUCAUGCUCGUCGCUCAAUGAGAUUCCAAUGGAAAUGGACCUUACCGCUUCUGGGCCACCGAUCUCGGACGACGAAACUGAUUUGGAAACACGAGAGCGCAAAUAUAUCACGGUUAUGGUAAUUUGGUACCAACCACAACAUCUGGAAGAGUAG
Molecule: messenger RNA, 198 nt
Organism: Cooperia oncophora
Lineage: Eukaryota; Metazoa; Nematoda; Chromadorea; Rhabditida; Trichostrongylidae
Source: the annotation of a GenBank genome assembly